AAAAACCAAUACGGACUUCUUUUUUCUGUGAUUGUUCCACCAUUGAAUUAUAAAUACAUAUGAAUGUAAGAAGUAAAAUUAACACAUUUUUAAUCGAAUACGAACAAAAAUUCAUCGAGUGUAUUAAAUAUAAAAAGCUAAACUCAAUAAAAGGUGUAUUAAAUCUGUAUAUUGGUUUUGAAAUAUGUGAAGAAGGGAAAAUAUUGAUUUUGUUGAUUCUUGCCUUAGUAAAAUGUAUCAAUUCAGUAGCUCGACUUAUAUUUGAACGUACGUUGUUGCAAAUAUAAAUUGCUAUGGCAGCUACAGGAACUUAUAACCAUAGUGCAUUGCUACAGAAACAAAGGUCCUUUGGGGCCAGUUACAUAUCAAAACCCGAUGAAAGUGUACUUGUCGAAGGCAGUACCAUAAAUAACUCAACAAAACAAAAGAAUGAAACUUUGGGCUGGAUUUGUUGCGCUCCUUGCAUUUGGUUACGCACGUCUACAACAGUUCACAAAAUCGCGAUAACGGCAGCAACUUUCUUGGUAACUUCUUUGUUGGUAGCGUCCCCGAUUUUAUUUUUAAUAAGUACUGCUCCUUCGCGUCUUCCAAGGGAAUGUUUUUCUACUGAUGAUGAAUGUAAUCCCACACCGUCUCCAACGCCAGAAUGUUCAGAAACUAUUUGUAAACUCGUUUCUACAAAUAUUCAAGCUAAAGUUAAUUGGAAUUUGGAUCCUUGUUCAGAUUUUAAAAACUUUUGCUGCUCACACAAUCUUCGUAGUGAAAGUACAUUAGCAUUGCAAAGCAUUCAAGGAGCUGUUGAUAUUCAGAUGCAAAUUAAUGCGAUGAUACAAAAUGCCCACAUAUUGAGAUUUCACAACUUGAAUGUAGGUUUGAUGUUGAAUAUGAAUGGCAGUCUGACCAAAACAUCGGUCAGUCAAAACUGGUGAAACUUUCUACACUUUUAACUUGUGCUUGGAAACUACAAAGCAAAAAAUUUUCAUGGAAAAAUUA
This is a messenger RNA of Rhagoletis zephyria (snowberry fruit fly), 993 nucleotides long. RefSeq lists its product as uncharacterized. Gene Ontology annotation, biological process: proteolysis. Lineage: Eukaryota; Metazoa; Arthropoda; Insecta; Diptera; Tephritidae. The record is from RefSeq and is a predicted model, not a curated record. Gene Ontology annotation, molecular function: metalloendopeptidase activity.